This is a messenger RNA of Condylura cristata (star-nosed mole), 3603 nucleotides long. RefSeq names its product F-box and leucine-rich repeat protein 3 (gene FBXL3). The record is from RefSeq and is a predicted model, not a curated record. The transcript is spliced from 5 exons. Gene Ontology annotation, molecular function: protein binding. Gene Ontology annotation, cellular component: nucleus; SCF ubiquitin ligase complex; cytosol. Lineage: Eukaryota; Metazoa; Chordata; Mammalia; Eulipotyphla; Talpidae. The coding region runs from base 336 to 1619 and encodes 427 amino acids. Gene Ontology annotation, biological process: entrainment of circadian clock by photoperiod; regulation of cell cycle; G2/M transition of mitotic cell cycle.
UGGUGUCUCGGCUCGAGCGCGGGGAACUACGUGGUGGCAGCAGCUCGCGCUGGGUGUCUCGCGGCGACAGUGGUUCCCAGAAGAAGGACACGGACGGCGCGGGACUAAGAAGAAAGGCAUCUCCCUGGGCAGCCAGAGCCGCAAAGGUGGAGCCGCGUUGGCGCCCGCCGCGGGACCUGCGCCUCGGAUGCGGGCGGAGCGCGGGGGGCCGCGGCGGCGGGAGCGCGAAGCGGGGGGCCCGGGGGACCUCAUGUGAGAGUCGCGGGACCAGCCGCCACCGCCGCCGUUCCCGGAGCCCGGGGUGGUGUGUGGGGGAAGCCGCCUCCGGCAGCAGGAUGAAACGAGGAAGAAGAGACAGUGACCACACCCCAUCAGAAGAUACUGAAGAGAAAGUCAAGAAGCUGAGGACUACAAAUGAGCAUACUCACACUUGUGAUUGGGGUAAUCUCCUUCAGGACAUUAUUCUCCAAGUAUUUAAGUAUUUGCCUCUUCUUGACCGGGCUCAUGCUUCCCAAGUUUGCCGUAACUGGAACCAGGUAUUUCAUAUGCCUGACUUGUGGAGAUGUUUUGAAUUUGAAUUGAACCAGCCAGCUACAUCUUACUUGAAAGCUACACAUCCAGAGCUGAUCAAACAGAUUAUUAAGAGACAUUCAAAUCAUCUACAAUAUGUCAGCUUCAAGGUGGACAGCAGCAAGGAGUCAGCUGAAGCAGCUUGUGAUAUAUUAUCACAACUUGUGAAUUGCUCUUUAAAAACACUUGGACUUAUUUCAACUGCUCGGCCAAGUUUUAUGGAUUUGCCAAAGUCUCACUUUAUCUCUGCACUGACGGUUGUUUUUGUAAAUUCCAAAUCCUUGUCCUCGCUUAAGAUAGAUGAUACGCCAGUAGAUGAUCCAUCCCUCAAAGUGCUGGUAGCCAACAAUAGUGAUACGCUCAAGCUGCUAAAGAUGAGCAGCUGUCCUCAUGUCUCUCCAGCAGGUAUCCUUUGUGUGGCUGAUCAGUGUCAUGGUUUACGUGAACUGGCCCUGAACUACCACUUGUUAAGUGAUGAAUUGCUACUUGCUUUAUCUUCUGAAAAACAUGUUCGAUUAGAACAUUUGCGCAUUGAUGUAGUCAGUGAGAAUCCUGGACAGACACACUUUCAUACUAUUCAGAAGAGCAGCUGGGAUGCUUUCAUCAGACAUUCACCCAAAGUGAACUUAGUGAUGUAUUUUUUUUUAUAUGAAGAGGAAUUUGAUCCAUUCUUUCGGUACGAAAUACCUGCCACCCAUCUUUACUUCGGGAGAUCAGUAAGCAAAGAUGUACUUGGUCGUGUGGGAAUGACAUGUCCUAGAUUGGUUGAACUAGUAGUCUGUGCUAAUGGAUUACGGCCACUUGAUGAAGAGUUGAUUCGCAUUGCAGAACGUUGCAAAAAUUUAUCUGCUAUUGGACUUGGUGAGUGUGAAGUCUCAUGUAGUGCCUUUGUUGAAUUUGUGAAAAUGUGUGGUGGCCGACUGUCUCAGUUAUCCAUUAUGGAAGAAGUAUUAAUUCCUGACCAAAAGUAUAGUUUGGAGCAGAUUCACUGGGAAGUGUCCAAACACCUUGGCAGGGUGUGGUUUCCAGACAUGAUGCCCACUUGGUAGAAGCCGAAUGUACAGAGCAUGAUAUCACCUUCACUUAAAACAUAACUGUAUUAUAUUAAAGUUUUUCCUAUAGUUCUGGUGUUACUUUAUUUUGUAGCACAGAAAUUUGAUAAUCUGAAUUACAUCUAUAAGGAUCAUUUUUUGGAAGACCAGUGCAACAGUUUUGGUCAGAAAAUUUCAUGUUUUAGAUUAGUCAGCAAUCAAAACUCAGAAAAAAAUAUAUGGCUCAGAUCUGAGUGUUAUAAGAUUAAACACUUUGUAGUCAGAAGGAGACAAAACAUAUUAUCCAAGAAGUGAGUAUUAAUAGGUUUUCUAAAAUGUUAUGUUCUCUAUGCAUUUUUUAAAAAUGUAAACUUGACAUUUUAGGGUUUUCAAUUCUACUCACACCUGUUAUAAGGUGUUUAAUAUAGCUCAGGAAAGUGAGCAUUUUUUUUUUUUUGAGAAAAAAUGUAAGGGUGUGUAUUGUAUUUAAUAAAGGCAAUUGUUCUAAAAUGUUACUAUUUAAAAAGGUAUAUAUAUGUAAUUGGAACACAGGAAAUUGAUAAAUGCCAAACAAUGAUCAUAGAAGAGUAAUAAACAGCUAGAUCAAAUUAAAAGAAAAUGAAAUAGAAAGGAGGCAUUUUUAACUUUGUAUAAACUUCUGGUUUGCACUGUAAUCCACUAAACCAUGUAUAAUAUGUUACUAUAUUUGUGGCACUGGAGGCAGCAUUUGUUAUAUAAGGAAUGCUUUACCGGUUUUCCUGACCUUUUUCAAAUUAGUUUUGAAAAAUCACAAUAAUUGAAAUGAAAAGCUUAAUCUAAUUUAAAAAGCCAAUUGAAAUAAUUAAAGGUAGAAUUUAAAAUGUUUUGUUGUUCCUAUGAAGGGAGAUGAUUCUUCUGUGAAUUUUAGUGAUGGCUCAUUUUUCCAUUUUGGAAUUAAUAGUUAUAUAAGUAGAAUUUUCAAAAAUCUUAAAAAGCUCCAAUGUACAAAUCAAUGUAAGUAAACUUAAAAGGUGAUGUAUUUAUGUUCAUAAUCAUUUCAGAUUAAAUUUUGCUCAAUGGGCUGCAAAAUUUUAAUAGAAAAAUAUUUGCAGUUUUGUGGAUGUUAAUUGAAAAUGGUAUUCUACAUUAUUUAAGUUUAGGUAGCAUUUUUAUUACUUUCACAUAAAUAAAAGCAAUCUAUAUGUUGUAUAAUCUGUAAAAGUACUAAGUUCGGGGCUACAUUUAGUUUUUUAAAGUAUAUUAUACAAUUUUUGUUUCUAAGUAUUAGGCCUAGUAGAUACUAUGCUCCUAAGGAAAAGUAGAAGCUAUUUACCUCCAAUGGAAAUAUUAAUGCUUGAAACUUUUAGAAAGUAUCUUGGUAAUUAUGGAAGCUAAUAGUCUUACAGAUAUAUUUUAAAAACAAAUUACCUCCCUAAGAAUAAAAGGUAUUUUUUCUACAUUUUUGCUUUCAAGAUUGAUGUUGGUAUUUUGACCACAUAUGAGAAGAUGAAAGGCUGAAUCUAGACUUGGAAAUUAAAAGUAAUUACUAUAAUAUUUUUCCCUCUUAUUAAACAAUAAUAAGCUUUGAUUGUACAAGAAAUCUCUGUACGCUCUGUACAUGUAUGAACCUUGUUUUCCUUGAACUCUGGGAAAUAGUUUUGAAAGUACAUAAUGUUCUACUAACCAAAGCUUUGUUUGCAAAUUUGCUUUUUGUACAAAUUGAAUUACAUAUUGCUUGAAAUACUUUAAAGUCACUUUACAAGUAAAAUACAUAGAACUUAAUUGUUUAUACUGUAAAGUAAAUGUUAUAUGUUUGUAUGAAUUUGAGAAUAAAGAUAGUUACUAAUGCUACAGUAUUCUGACAGUUUCUAAAAAUUACCCAAACAUAUAUACUUAUUUUAAAACAAGUCAGUAAGUUUGGCUUAUAUAUGUGCGGUUUCAGUUUCAAGCUGAUAUAUAAUAUUUAUUAUUAAAUGUUUAUAGCAGAAUGACUUUUUUGAAAAUACAUGACUAGGCAAGUGUG